Messenger RNA from Zymoseptoria tritici IPO323, 2520 nucleotides. RefSeq lists its product as uncharacterized. The transcript is spliced from 3 exons. The record is from RefSeq and is a predicted model, not a curated record. NCBI's taxonomy places the organism in Eukaryota, Fungi, Ascomycota, Dothideomycetes, Mycosphaerellales, Mycosphaerellaceae. Gene Ontology annotation, biological process: COPII-coated vesicle cargo loading; endoplasmic reticulum to Golgi vesicle-mediated transport; intracellular protein transport. Bases 1 to 2520 code for a protein of 839 amino acids. Gene Ontology annotation, molecular function: SNARE binding; zinc ion binding. Gene Ontology annotation, cellular component: endoplasmic reticulum exit site; COPII vesicle coat.
AUGGCCCAAGGCGGAUAUCAGCAACCUCAAUAUGGAGCUCAAGGAGGCUACGAGGCUCCUGCUGCCGGCUACCCAGCACCUGGCGCUCCCGUUGGUGCACAAGGAUUGUCACAGCAGUUUGGCCAAAUGAACAUGGGUGGACAACAACCAAUGCAGCCACCACAGCCACAACAGCAAGGCGUGCAGAUGAAGCUCAACUCUCUUCAGCCUGUGGAUGUCAGCAUGCAGGGCCAGCCAUUCCAUGUCAGCGAUUUGGACCAGCCGCCGCCGCCAAUUAUUCUUCCCCCGAAUUCCUCCGUCACGCCAUCACCAUUCGCCAACUGCCCGCCGAAAUAUGUACGAUCGACGCUCAAUGCCAUGCCCGCAACCAACUCCCUCCUCAAGAAGAGCAAGCUCCCCUUCGCUUUGAUCAUCCAGCCUUACGCCGCACUCCACGAUGCAGAGGACGAUGUGCCGGUCCAGCAUGAUCAGGUCAUUGCUCGUUGCAGAAGAUGUCGGACAUACAUGAACCCUUUUGCAAGCUUUUUGGACCACUCGCACAGAUGGCGGUGUAAUAUGUGCAACUUGACGAACGAUGUGCCGCAAAGCUUUGAUUGGGACAGCGUGAAGCAAACAUCGGUGGACAGAUGGCAGCGACCUGAGUUGAAUUACGCGGUCAGUGAAUUUGUUGCACCCCAGGAAUACAUGGUCCGGGCGCCUCAGCCAUUGAUCUACCUCUUUUUGUUCGAUGUCAGCUUUGCCGGCGUUACCAGCGGACUUUUGGCGACUGCGGCUCGAUGCAUUUUGGAGAGCUUGGACCGGAUACCAAAUACCGACAGACGGACACGACUUGGCUUCAUGGCGGUGGACAGCUCGCUGCACUACUUCAGCAUCCCGCGCGAUGGUGGUGAGAAUAAUGAGGCUAAGAUGCUGGUGGUGAGCGAUCUGGACGAGCCGUUUUUGCCAACCCCAGAAGAUCUCCUGGUGAACCUGUCGGAAUGCCGAGCCAACAUCGAAGGCUUCCUCACCAAGCUUCAAAGCAUGUUCGCCAACACACAAAACCCCAGCUCUGCCAUGGGCUCAGCUUUGCGUGCUGGUCACAAGCUGAUUAGCCACGUUGGUGGCAAAGUCGUUGUCCUUUCUGCUACUCUACCGAACAUCGGCUACGGCAAGCUUGAAAUGCGCGAGGACAAGAAGCUGCUCGGCACGUCCAAGGAGAACCCUCUUCUUCAAACGGCCAACGCCUUCUACAAGAGCUUUGCUGUCGAAUGUAGUAAGACGCAGGUCUCGAUCGACAUGUUCUUGUUCAGCGCACAGUAUCAGGAUGUGGCUAGCUUGAGCAAUUUGCCGAGAUAUACUGGUGGUCAGACAUAUUUCUACCCUGCCUGGAACGCCGCAAGGACAGAGGAUGCCAUCAAAUUCGCCACUGAGUUCAGCGAUUAUUUAUCUUCCGAGAUCGGACUAGAGGCGGUGUUGCGAGUGCGUACAACAACUGGCCUCCGACCAAGCGCAUUCUACGGCAAUUUCUUCAACAGAUCCAGCGACUUGUGCGCGUUCCCUGCUAUGCCCAGAGAUCAGGCGUACGUGGUCGAGAUUGCCAUCGAUGAGAGCAUCACAAAAGCAUUUGCUUGCUUGCAAGUCGGUGUUCUGCACACGACCUGCAAUGGCGAGCGCAGAAUCCGUGUCAUGACUCUGAGCAUUCCAGUCACCCAGAACAUGGCCGACGUCUACGCUUCCGCCGAUCAGCAGGCCAUCACUGCCUACUUCUCUCACAAGGCUGUUGAAAGGGCGCUGAGCAGUGGAUUGGAUGCUGCGCGGGACGCUCUUCAAGCCAAGAUGAUUGAGCUCUUGCAGACCUACAAGAAGGAGCUCGGCGGUGGAAAUAUGGGCGGAGGCGGUCUCCAAUUCCCAGCUAACCUCCGAGCUCUGCCAAUGCUCUUCUUGGGUCUCAUGAAGAAUCUUGGCCUGCGAAAAUCCGCUCAAAUCCCCACCGACUUGCGAUCAGCCGCGCUCUGCCUCCUAUCGACCCUCCCUCUUCCGCUCCUCAUCCAAUACAUUUACCCUCGCCUCUACUCGCUGCACGAUAUGCCUGACGAUGCCGGUCUUCCCAACCCGGAGACCGGCGCGAUCACCAUGCCACCACCACUCAACCUGACCUCCGGCAACAUUGUUCCAUUCGGUCUAUACCUCAUCGAUGACGGCCAAACGCAAUUCCUUUGGCUCGGCCGCGAUGCCGUCCCGGCUUUGAUCAACGAUGUGUUUGGCACCGAGGACAAGAAUCAGCUCAAACAAGGAAAGACUUCGCUACCAGUGCUGGAGUCGGAAAUGAACGAGCGUGUGCGUGCUGUUGUCGAGAAGUCCAGGGAUCACCGUGGAAAGGGAUGUGGAAGCAUUGUCGUUCCACCGCUCUACCUCAUCCGCGAGGAUGGAGAGCCAAGUUUGAGAUUGUGGGCACAGACGAUGCUUGUUGAGGACCGAGCGGACCAGGGAGUCAGUGGAGCGAUGUUUAUUGGUAUGCUGAGGGAGAAGGUUGUUGCUUGA